Molecule: messenger RNA, 606 nt
Organism: Leptomonas pyrrhocoris
Lineage: Eukaryota; Euglenozoa; Kinetoplastea; Trypanosomatida; Trypanosomatidae
Product: Kinetoplast-associated protein 1
Exons: 1
Coding region: 151-606 (151 amino acids)
Source: RefSeq, a predicted model, not a curated record
AGAACACUUCGCAAGCUUGCCUAUCGCGCCGUUUCCUUUUGUUUUCUUCCGUGUUUCUUUUCCCCCGCGCUGUGAAGUACUCGCCUAAUAGUACCCCACCGCAACAACACCCUUUAUACCCUUAUCUCUCUUUCGCUCUUGACUGACGUCAUGCUCCGUGUGACCGUCCGUGCUCUCGUCCGCAAGGCACCGAGCAAGGUGGGCUCCAAGGCUGCUACCUCCACUGCUGUCGUUGCGUCUGGGGCUGCUCCCGUGCCGUCGAUCCCGUCGAUCCGUGCGGUGCCGCCGGUGGGUGAGUCGAAGGUCAGCAUCCCGCCAAUUCCCGGCGUGCGCAGCGCCCGUGCGAUGCGUCAUCAGCAGCGUGCGGCCACCCGUUCCGCCGUUGGCGUCGCGCCGUCGAAGAGGCAGCCCACUCGCAGUUGCGCGAAGCCUGCGCAGCCCACCAAGGCGUCCCGAGCGAUCAAAAAGGCCGCUAACAAGGCGCGUGGCUUGAAGAAGACGGUUCAGCACAAAGUGAAGACGGCGGCUCACGCCAUCAAGACCAAACCGAAGAAACUUGCAAAGAGCUUAUCGAAGAAAUCCGCUUCCAAGAAGGCGCACAAGUAG